Molecule: messenger RNA, 6135 nt
Organism: Caretta caretta (loggerhead turtle)
Lineage: Eukaryota; Metazoa; Chordata; Testudines; Cheloniidae
Gene: GGT7
Product: gamma-glutamyltransferase 7
Biological process (GO): glutathione catabolic process
Cellular component (GO): plasma membrane
Molecular function (GO): glutathione gamma-glutamate hydrolase
Source: RefSeq, a predicted model, not a curated record
UGGAACCUGCUGCCCCUUGGGUUAAUAAAAAUGAUGACUAGUUGCAGAUAGUACUCAGCUGCAGGAGGCCUGCUGAUCACAUAUUCGAACCAAGAGCCAAUCAUUUUAAUUGUGAACCACCAAAUCCCGUUAAUAUGCAGCCUUUUUACCACAGGGCGAGAGAACAGCUCUUCUCUUCCAUCCACAGUCUCCUCCCCCCACCCCCCAGUAUCCCCCCCUUUCUCUGCUCUAGGUGCUGCCAGCCAGUUCACUUCUGCAGAACACCUCUUGUGGCUCUGAGGCUGGUUUCUUGCUGGGCUGCAUAUCCUAGCAUCCUCCAGGCUGGGAUGCUGUCCAGGAACGUUUGUACCUGCUACACAAUCACUCUCGAAAGGCGUCUCUGGGCCUGACUCUCCUCUCACACUAGUGCAAACCAGGAGUGAUCCCAUUCGAAUCAAUGGUGUUUCACUGAUGAAAGCCUGGUAUAAGUGGGAGGAGAAUCUGACCUUAUGUAUAAUUAAAUUAUUAUCAUCAUCAAUAAGCAGUACUCACCUAUACUUGCAGCUUUUUGCAGCACUCAGCAACUCCCGAUCUCGUUGUACAGAGAUGGAAAAAUAAGGGACGUCCCUUGUAAUACAGGACUGUUGGCAACCCUAGCUGCACCUGAGCUCUGACGAUGCCAGCAUUUGCAACUCAAGAGGAACUUGCUUCACCUGAACAAGAGAGGAAGCACAGGGAAGACGACUGUAACAGCUCUAAUACCCGCUGCCCCCAGAACCACCCGGAGGGACAGGAACAAGAGAGCACUGAAAGGUCCCACUCUUAGAUAACCAUAGACAAUUGGAUUGGGUGUGAUAGGCCCAUGUAAUGAAUCUCAGCCAAUCACUGGCUAGGACAUGGUAAAAAAAUUUAAAAAGGCAGCCAAUGGUGACUAAGUGGUAAAUAAUGUGGUCAGCCUUGGAAUGGUGUAAAAUUUCCAUUGGGCACAUGACCUCAUCUCAGCCAACUGGAGUGUGUUUGAGCAGGGAAUGCUGGUGACAGCACACCUCUCAUAAAUCUCUAUUUGAAGCAGGAUUUAAAUAGCAGCUGAGUCCGGCCCAUGUCCCAAUGGCUAUUUUAACUCCCAGGUAAUGCCCUCUGUGCAGGCUCUUCUCACAAUCAUCAACUCUGGGAAAACAACAGAUGAAGAAAAUAUAGAUCUGAAGAACCUUGAACAGUAAGAUCCAGAUUCUUUCCUGAAAUCAGCUCGCCUCCAGCGCCUGCCGUCAUCUUCAUCGGAGAUGGGCAGUCAGGAUGUCUCGCCGCUGCGGGAGACCAGCAAAGACCCAUUCUCUGCAGACUGCAGCUGCCGCCAGGAUGGGCUGACGGUGAUCAUCACAGCCUGCUUAACCUUUGCGAUGGGAGUCACGGUGGCCCUGAUCAUGCAGAUCUACUUUGGGGACCCACAGAUAUUCCACCAGGGUGCUGUGGUCACCGACGCUGCCCGCUGCACGGCGCUGGGCAUCGAGGUGCUCAACAAGCAGGGAUCCUCCGUGGACGCAGCCAUCGCCGCAGCUCUGUGCGCAGGAAUAAUCAACCCCCACACAUCCGGCAUUGGCGGCGGGGGAGUGAUGCUGGUCCACGACAUCCGGAAGAACGAGAGUCAGGUGAUUGACUUCCGAGAGACAGCCCCCUUUGGGAUCCAGGAGGAAGGCCUUCAGAAGGCCUGGGAGCUGAAGCCGGGUCUCCUGGUGGGGGUGCCAGGCAUGAUACAAGGGAUGCACAAGGCUCAUCAGUUACAUGGGAGACUCCCAUGGUCAGAACUGUUGGGCCUUACUGCAAAUAUUGCUCAGGAUGGAUUCAAUGUCACGCAUGACUUGGCCAGAGCUAUCGCUGAACUGAAGGAGCUGAACUACUCUGACAAAUUCAGAGAGACUUUCCUUCCAGACGGCCAGCCUUUGUUGCCUGGAAUGUUUGUGAGGCGACUUGAUCUAGCCACCAUUUUGGAUCUGGUUGGCUCAGAAGGGGUCUCGGCCUUCUAUGGUGGAAACCUGACCCAGGAGAUCAUUUCUGAGGUCCACAACUAUGGGGGAGUUCUGUUAGAAGAAGACUUCAGUAACUACAACGCCCUAGUGGAGAAUCCAGUCCACACGGUGUAUCAAGGACACCUUGUUCUCAGCCCUCCACCUCCACAUGCGGGUCCUGCACUGAUCACAGCUCUAAAUAUCCUGGAGGGCUUUAAUAUCACAAGCCAGGUAACCAGGGAAAAUACCCUCCAUUGGAUAGCAGAGACAUUAAAAAUAGCACUGGACCUAGCUAACAGCUUGGGAGACCCAGUCUGUGACGCAUCCGUCUACCAUAGUGUAGAAGACAUGGUCAGUAAAUCAAAGGCAGGUUUCCUGCGUCAGCUGAUUAAUGACUCCCAGUCCUUCCCUUCUGGUAUCAAUAUUCCACACUUCUCCAUGGAGAGUGGCCCCCCUGCUAGCCAGGUCCUUGUUAUGGGACCCGAUGACUACAUUGUUGCAGUUGUAAGUUCCCUCAAUCGUCCAUUUGGAAGUGGAAUAAUAACACCUUCUGGAAUCCUUCUAAACAGUCAGAUGUUGGACUUUUCCUGGCUGAAUAGUACAUUGAACUACUCCUCUCCUGGCCUGAGGAAUCUCAUUCAGCCUGGAAAAAGACCCCUUUCCUUUUUACUGCCCACUAUUGUUCGACCAUCAGAAGGGAUGUGUGGGACUUAUCUUUGUCUGGGAGCUAACAAUGGCGACAAAGCCUUGAGCAGCAUUACGCAGGUUUUAGUAAAUGUUUUAACACUUAACAAGAACCUGAGUGAGAGUCUGUCACUGGGUCGGCUGCACCCACAGCUUCAAUCCAACAUCCUGCAAGUUGACAGUGAAUUUCCUGAAGAAGAUAUUAAAUUUCUUGAAUCCAGGGGUCAUCAAGUAGAUAAAGUCGAUGUGCUUUCCCUGGUUCAUGGAGCCAGGAGAACCAACAACUUCAUCAUUGGUGUGAAAGACCCAAGAAGCAUGGAUGCUGCAGGAGCAACAAUAUUAUAGCAACCUCCAUUUGGUGCGUUCAUUGGAUAAAGCUUUAAACAACAACAACAAAAAUUAUGUGCAUGUUCUGAAAUGGCCCAGGGAGGAACGAGCAGUGUUUGCUGUGGGUUUCUGCAUUGUUGAAUAGACCUUCUGCAUUCCCCACCUCAAACAAUGCAACAGUGGCUGGGAAAGCCACAACACAGCCCUUUGAUUUUGUAAAAAAAUAAUUUGAGUUGUAAUAAUCUCAGUUGUUAUUAAAGGAAUGCAGGGAAUACACUUUUACUUUGACAAUGACCCAUUAGUGAUUUCAGUCAUUUUCAAAUUAAACAUUUUAAUUUAACCAACAGAAACAUUAGCAAAGAAGAUGACAAAGAGAACAAAAUAUUUUGUGCCAAACAAUUACUGCUGAGGCUGUAAUUUUCAACUCCCUCCUUUCCCUGGCUUGACACCCUUAUCUCACAUAAAUCAAUAUAUAAUAUAGAUUGAUGUACUGGCUCUAGGCAGUCAUACAUGGAACUUCAGGGAUUUCUUUAAUAUUCCCUGUGGGUCAGCUGAUUUUUACUAGCAUGGAUAUUCCUAUAUCAAUUCCCAUUCAUGCAUCACUACACAUCUUUAAUACCCUUAUGUCUCCUUCACCCUCAAUGUUUUGAAUUAAUUUACUGCAUAGACUCACUGGGGAUCUGGACUUGGAGUCAGACUACAUCUACACUGGCAAAAGUGGCACCCAGAAUUUACCACUAGUGCCCCCAAAAGAGGUCCACUGGGGGUGGUCACAGUGCAAGUUGUAAUGUAAAAAGAGUUCAUGUAGAGUCAGGGCUUUUUUAACACUGUCUCAGCUAACCCUGCUCUGAAAACGUGAGUCCCUUGCUUGAUUGAGCCCCAAAUUCAUGCCAACACUUCAAACCAGUGCUUAAGUUAUAACGUAAGUUAUAGAGAUAAGACAGGAAACAAAGCAAAAACUACUUACGUAAUAUUUUUUAGAGUCCCCAACAUCCAAGACAGGUUGAAGGAAGCAUUCAGCAUUUGACCUGUCAAUAAAAAUGAGGAAAUAAACAGCGUGAUCAUGAUCAUUGCACAGAUUGAUUCUGGUCACCUUUUGAGCACCUCCUUUUCUUUCCACCAGUCAGUUCUAGACAGUCACCCAGCACUUUAAGCUUUUUUAAAAUGAUUUUUGUCAUUGUUUUCACAGCCUAUCGUGUACUGGUUUCCUUCAUGAUGUUAAUAUAUCUAUGGCCACUGUACAUACUAUAUAUGUAUGUCUGCUUAUGGUUGUCUUGGUAUUUCAUAUGAUGCUUUUAUGAAAAGGAUUCCAGAUCUUGUCACCUCAGACAGACCAAUGAGCUGGAAUCUUGUGAAUACUGUUUUGUUCAUAUUAUAUCAGGGGUGGCCACACUGUGGCUCGCGAGCCACAUGCGGCUCUUUGACUGUUAUACUGCGGUUUGAGGAGCCUGCCCAUUCUCCACCUACCAGACUGGGGGAGGGGAGCUUGGGACCUCUGCCUUGCAGCGGGGUGGUGAGGUAUGGGUUUCUGCCCAGUGGGGAGGGGGCUUCAGCCCUGCAGAGCACACCUGCCAGGGCUCAGGGAUUCAGCAGGAGCAGGGCUGAAGCCCUGAGCCCUGGCAGGCGCCUCUCGCAGGGAUGAAGCCCUGGGUCCUGGCAGGCGCACCCUGUCUCUCAAACUUCUGAAGAUUGUCGUAUGUGGCUCAGAGGAUCAGUAAGUUUGGCCAUCCCUGUAUUAUACCUUUUUAUGGCUCAAAUGCGGUUUAAUGACGGGAGUAUGCAGUAUCUUCUUCAGGGGAUCAAUGAACUAACAGAUUAUCAAACUAAUAAUUCUUUGCACUUAUGUAGUUUCUGUUAGCCGAAUAUCUCAAAAUUUUACAAACAUGAACUAAUAAAGUCACACAACACCCUGUUGUGGUAGGAAAGACAUACCAGAGAGAUCCCUUUCAUGCACUACUGAAAUGCAGACACCUCUAAGGUAGAACAAGGUGGCUAUUAAGCAGACAUGAAUAAGCAAAAAUAUUUUCCAUCACAAAUCAUAGAAUCAUAGGGUUAGAAGGGACUGCAAGGGUCAUCUAGUCUAACCCCCUUAUCUAGUCUAAUUCCUAUGACUCAGUGUGGGUCAGUCAUCAGCCAAGAAGUUCUGCAGGAGAAAGGAGAAGUGCUGUAGUGAAAGCAGCAUGCCGCUUUCAUAACACUACGCAUGGUUUGGAGCAGACUUUGUAAGGCUUACUAGGGAAGGGAGGGAGGCAUUUUUGUGCCUUGAUCCUCAUGGGCUGAAAUCUGGGAUUUUUCUAGGACAGUGACAGCAAUGAUCUAUCCCCCAUAUAUGGAGGUUUACUGAACAUGAUUGUAAAACAAAUGUUCCAGGAAUUGUUCUUUAUAGUGCUCCAAAAGAGUGCACAUUACUUAACAGCUCAGUUGGAAAGAUAAAAGUCCUAUGUGCCAAUUGAAUUCUUCUUUUCACCAGUAUAGUUCUGACGCUGAGCCCUGAAGGUCCUUUUACAAGUAAAGACACUGGUUCUGAUCCAACAGAGCACUUAAGUGUCCCAAUGUGGAGUUUCAGUAGGAUUAUUCAAAUGCAGUAAAAUUAAAGCAUUUUCCUAAGUGCUCUGCUGGAUCAGGGCCUAUACUGCAAAGGUGAGAAAAUGAAAAGAAACAGGGAGAUGGUAUUAUACCCAAAGGCCACAUCUAACAGAAACAAAGGUCUUAUGAAUAGUUUUCUAUUCACUCUGGUUAAAAAGUGGUGUCAGGAUAGCAUAUAUUUGACAAAGAGUCACUGGUCAUUGAAGCUUGGUCAGAAAAUUUCUGCUAGGACCAGCAUCUCUAAUCUUGGUAGUCAAUCUAGUAUGGCAAGAUCCACUGAAUUUCAUUCUAGUUAAUUUCAGUUUAAUUAAUUGUACUAGAAAAUGCGUACUAUUUCCUCAUGUAGAAAUGAGACAAACAUUGUGAAAUUAAAGGGCCAUAUUCUAACCUUAGAGACAAAUUCUGCUUUUAGGAAUAUAUAUGUUAAUAUGCAGUAAUUCCAUUGACUUCAGUGGAGUUACUCUCAAUUUGCUACAACAUGAGAGCAGAAUUUGACCUGUUGUCUUUAUGCAGAAUUCAGCCUUGAUAUCACUGGGGAGCUCUCCGCAGAGAACAA